AUGGUGCAAUCUGUGAACCUCGGCCCCACAGUGAUCGCAGUGUGCGCUUCCAUGACUGUUGCUGCUGCAAUUUUUCUGGGCCUUCGCUUGUACUGCAAAAUCACCCGCGGGAGGACGUUCUGGUGGGACGAUCAUGUCCUUAUAGCGGCUUGGACAAGUCUUGCGAUUGCCACUGGCCUCGCCGUUUACAUCGUCACGCUGGGUUUCGGCAAAGAGAUUGAGGACGUUGACCCAGCGAAUGUGCCGACUAUCAUCCUGACGGCAACGAUCCUCAGCCUCUUUGCCGUCUUUGCGGCAGCGUGGAGCAAGACGUCCUUUGCGUUGACUUUGAUUCGACUCGUCGACAGCUGGAUGAAGAAGCUUCUGUGGACAGUUGUCGUGGCGAUGAAUAUUGUUAUGAACUUGGUUAUUAUUUUUUCGUUUGUCAAGUGCACCCCAGUAGGAAAGGUCUGGGACUCGAGUAUACCUGGAACAUGUUGGGAUCCAUACGUCACUACUUAUUACAAUAUCUUUGCCGGAGCGUUCUCUGGGCUUAUCGACGUCUUGCUUUGUAUCCUAUCAUGGUUUAUUAUAUGGAAACUCUCUAUGCGGACACGGGAGAAAAUUGGCAUUGGGAUUGCCUUGACUUUUGGUAUUUUGUAUGCGUCUUCCUCGCAUCCACUCUGUUUUUUUGCUGACGCGAGUCCUAGCGCCGCUGUAACUGCAGCCGUCAAAUACGCUGGCGUGGGAAUUAUUAUGUGGGGUAUCACUGAAUGUGCCGUCACCAUCAUGGCGGCAUCCAUUCCUGUGAUGCGCAUGCUCUUCCUCAACACCAGGCCACAUCUCCGUCGCUCUGACCUAGACCGUCGACGCGGGAGCUUACGCAAACUCAAUUUUAUCACUAUGCGGAGCAAGAAACCAUCAGUGACCAUGACGACGCCAAGCGACGGUACCCCAGCGGGAGGCAUUAUAUCUGAGCGUGGGGAUGUCGAGAAUAAUCGCAUCCCCUUUACCAGGACAGAAUCUGAUAUCCGAGAUGAAGUUAACGACGACUGGGUGCGGCAUCAACAUACAGAUAAUGGGAUUAUGGGCGAGGAGUAUGAGUUACAGGAAUUAGGGUCAUCCGCUACUCAUGUUCAGCGCCGUUAUUAA
This is a messenger RNA of Ilyonectria robusta, 1131 nucleotides long. RefSeq lists its product as uncharacterized. NCBI's taxonomy places the organism in Eukaryota, Fungi, Ascomycota, Sordariomycetes, Hypocreales, Nectriaceae. The record is from RefSeq and is a predicted model, not a curated record. The coding region runs from base 1 to 1131 and encodes 376 amino acids. The transcript has 4 exons.